AUACACACAUCCGAACGCGUCUUACUAAAUCAGACGAACGUUUUAACAUGCAUAUGUGCUAGUACUUUGUUCAAAAUAAAAAUAGAUAUUGAUUCUUCAGAAAGAUGGCAACUGACGCGAAAUCAACAGCAAAUCCCGUGGAAUCCGGUGAUUUCACGAGUAUUCCUUUGGAGGUAGAUCCGGAGCAACCCAUUAAAAAGAAAAAAGUCCCAAGAAGGUUAAUUCAUUGCAGUGAUGGAGUUCUAGAAGAAUACUCAACAGAUGAAGAAGAAGAAGUUAAACCCCCAGAACCAACAGUCAACCCAAAAGAACUGACUUGGAUGCCUUGGUUUUGGUAUUACUUUGUGACCGCUGCCAGGGGGACAUUAUAUGUGGCUGACAGUUGCGGAGAAAAAUUAGCAUCCUUCUUUGGAAUCACUACACCUAAAUAUCAGUACGCAAUUGAUGAGUAUUACCGUCUCAAAGAAGAGGAGGAAAGAGAACAAGAAAGAGAAAAAAGAAACCAGGAAAUGUUUGAAGAAAAAAAGUUGUCGCAGAUAAAAAUAGAAUUAAAACCUGAAAAAGAAUCAUGUGAACAAAGAGAAGCAACUUCUCCAGGCCCCAAAUACUGAGGGCGUUGGCUCAUUCAUUGUGAAGUUGAAUAUCAUAACCAAUUGUUUGAGGGACCAAAGAUAUUAAAAUUACUAGUAUAUGCUGUAUAACAACAUUGAGAAACCUUAUCAAUAGGGUGGAUUUGAUUGAACUAACAGAUUCUAGAAUCUCAUAUAUGAAUCAGAUUUUAACUGAACAAGUAAAUGCUUGUUAUUUUGUAAACAAAACAGCUUUAAAAGAUAAUUCAAUACAUGUAUUAUAAAAUUUGAUUUGUCAUAAUGGUUCAGUUAAAAUUGAUGAUCCUUUAAAAAUAUUACAAUUAACAUAUUUAAUUUUUUUUAUCUCUAUGAACAAGUGUUGUUUGAUGGUGGGCGAGUGAGUGUGUGUGAAUUUGUUUGGUAUCAUUCCAAAUGUCAUUAUUUUAAUUUAUGCCAUAUGUAUAUAAAUACUGUGUAAUAUUGCUAUAUUAUCUGCAUUGGGUGAAAAAAACCUGUUCAAGAGAUAAUGAUAUAUGAUUUGUUGAAUGACUUGAACACAAUUAUCUUUUGAAUUUCAUUUUUAUCUAACUGUUUUCAAAGGAAUUGAACACAGUUGUGCAUUUUCCCCUAUGCAUUCAGAUUAUAUAUUUGUUGUUGGUGUUAUUUAAAUUAUUUAUAAUAAACAUGGUUUUUACUUGCA
Messenger RNA from Magallana angulata, 1269 nucleotides. Its product is annotated as protein FAM177A1-like. Bases 105 to 611 code for a protein of 168 amino acids. The transcript has 5 exons. NCBI's taxonomy places the organism in Eukaryota, Metazoa, Mollusca, Bivalvia, Ostreida, Ostreidae. The record is from RefSeq and is a predicted model, not a curated record.